Molecule: messenger RNA, 288 nt
Organism: Dibothriocephalus latus
Lineage: Eukaryota; Metazoa; Platyhelminthes; Cestoda; Diphyllobothriidea; Diphyllobothriidae
Source: the annotation of a GenBank genome assembly
AUGCACCGCAAUCAUUACAUCCGCAGUGCCAAUAAGGAUUCAGAACUGCGAGCUGUGCAGAAGGCUCCAACAAGCAAAAAAUACCUGCUUUGGCUGGAGCAACUGCCGUUGCCCAAUAUGUCAUCUCGUGCUGGUCAGGGCGCCUCCCUCUCCGAAGCUACCGUUUGCCGUCUUAGUCGCGUCGCCAUCCGCUCUCAGUCCGGACGCUACCUUCGCUCGGAUGGCUCCCUGACUGACAAUGUCAAGGAGGCCACCCUCUUUUCUAUGAGCUUUAAGCCAAGUGAGUAA